Molecule: messenger RNA, 544 nt
Organism: Syzygium oleosum
Lineage: Eukaryota; Viridiplantae; Streptophyta; Magnoliopsida; Myrtales; Myrtaceae
Exons: 2
Coding region: 61-444 (127 amino acids)
Source: RefSeq, a predicted model, not a curated record
CUCAUCAACUCACCCUUCGCUCUUGCUCAUUUCCCUCUUCGACCAAACCAAGCAACAAGCAUGACUCUCAUCCCGAGCUCGGAUGGGGCAUCGUUGGCCACGGCCAUGGCGGUCUCGGGCACGUUAAUCCUCUUCGCCAUAGGCUUCCAAAAGUCAUACUCGACCACCCGCAUCAUAGUUGACCACAUCGCUGAAUUCUCGGAACCGGACAUAGCAUCUUGCACGAUCUCUGGUGCAACCAACAAGAAGAAGAAGAUCAAGAGAGAGAAAGCAAGAAAGAGAGUUCCUUUCGAAGAGGAUGCUAAAGAUGAUGAUCAUUAUCCUUCGUCGUCCACGAAGUACAAAAGCUCGUCCAAGUUCGGAGAAAUCCCAGCGAACAGAGCAGCACUUUACGAAGCAAUUCUCAGGGAUCGCAACCGUCACAGAUUGGCCAGUUGUUAUUGAUAAAGAACUUUUAUUUUCACGUGAAAAAAAAGGAAAAUAUAGAAAAAUAUCCUGUCUUAUAUAAUGUCUACAUCGUCGGCCAUUAGUAUUUUCCGAUAAA